Molecule: messenger RNA, 5007 nt
Organism: Uranotaenia lowii
Lineage: Eukaryota; Metazoa; Arthropoda; Insecta; Diptera; Culicidae
Exons: 2
Coding region: 1-5007 (1668 amino acids)
Biological process (GO): DNA integration
Molecular function (GO): nucleic acid binding
Source: RefSeq, a predicted model, not a curated record
AUGCUCAUGGAUGUAGAAAUGCAUGAUGAGUAUUCGGCAAAGGAAGGCACAUGUCCAAGCAUUAGGUUGGACUUCACCACACGCUUCUACGAUGCUAAGGCGAGCAUGUUAGACCGGAUCAAGGAGUUAGAAGGCAACGCAGCGAACACCUGUGUUCUGCAGUCCACCCGCAUCAUGGAUUCAUCCAUUCAGCCAGUAACGGAGCACGUGAGGUUACCCCAAAUUAGGCUCCAGACGUUCGACGGCAACAUAGAUCAGUGGUUAAGUUUCCGGGAUCUUUUCCUGUCGCUGAUCCAUUCCAAGGUGGACUUACCGGAUGUUGAAAAAUUCCAUUAUCUGAAGGGAUGCCUAGCCGGAGAAGCCAGAGCUCUCAUCGACCCUUUGGCAUUGACAAGGGCCAACUACACCAUCGCCUGGGAAACACUGAUGACGAGAUACAACGAUAGUAAGGUCUUGAAACGCAGACAAGUGGCAAACCUAUUCAAACUCCCAAAGGUUACAAAGGAAUCGUCAUCGGAAAUUCAGGUAUUACUGGAAGGCUUCGAGCGAGUGGUGCAAACUUUGGAUCAACUGGUGAAGACCGAGGAUUACAAAGAUCUAUUGCUGUUGGAGGUAUUGUGCGCUAGGUUGGAUCCCGUAACUCGUCGUGCGUGGGAGGAGCACAGCGCGCUGCAGACCCAGGAUACCGUAAAAGAUCUCACCCAAUUUCUACAAACGCGAGUCAAAAUCCUUGCCUCAUUACCAUCAAAGGCUCAGGAUACGAAGCUGGAACCCUCAAAACCUCUUAAAAAGAACUUCGCCUCUAGAACGAGCUACAGCGCAGCUCAGGUGUCAUCCGUAACGUGUAUUGCUUGCCCAGAGUCUCAUCUGCUUUACACGUGUCCGACGUUUUUAAGGUUGAGUCCAUCCGCUCGCGAUAAACUAUUGAGGCAGCAUUCUCUAUGCAGAAAUUGUUUCCGACGUGGUCACCAAGCUACAGAAUGCAGAUCCAUGCAAGUGUGUCGUAAAUGCAGAGGAAAGCACCACACUUUAGUGUGCUUCAGAGAAGAUGAAGGAGUCUAUCGGAACCCACGAACAGCAACACCCCCCAGAAGAGGUCAACAAUCAUCUCAGCCAACAGAUACAUCAGCAGGAACAGUCUCGUCAAAUGUUGCCAGGAACCAUUCAUCGACGAUAAUUCUCGCCACAGCAGUCGUUUUGGUUGAAGAUGACACAGGAAAGGCUUUCCACGCAAGGGCUUUACUAGACUCCGGAUCAGAAAGCAACUUCAUGACAGAGAGGCUCUGUCAGCGGAUGAAGAUCUCCCGAAGGCGUUCCAAUAUCUCGGUGCUUGGGAUCGGCAACGCAAACACAACUGUGAAGUACCAGAUUUCAGCAGUUGUCAGGUCACGCACAACUAGUUUUGUUAAAAAUAUGGAGUUUCUACUUCUACCAACGGUUACCGCAGAUCUGCCUACAACCAGCGUUACAGUAUCAUUAUGGAAGUUCCCACAGGGUGUGGAACUAGCAGAUCCAGGUUUUUUCCAAUCGAAGGCGAUAGAUAUGCUACUUGGUAUACAGCAUUUCUUUUCGUUCUUCCAAACCGACAACAAAAUCCCGCUAGGCAAUGGAUUGCCCAUGCUGAUAGAUUCAGUAUUUGGUUGGUUAGUCACCGGAGCAGUUGAACACCAGGGUUCAACUCGGCGCAUCGUUUGCAAUACGGCUUCUACAGUACAUCUAGAUGAACUUCUCACCAAGUUUUGGUCGUGUGAGGAGAUAGGGUCUCCGAACAUAUUUUCCCCGGAAGAACAACGCUGCGAGGCGCAGUUUGUUCGCACAAUCCAGAGGAGUUCUGAUGGGCGAUAUACUGUGGGUUUACCGAAGAACGACCAUGUAUUUUCGACGAUGGGCGAGUCGCGAGGCAUAGCACUUCAGCGACUGCAUGGCUUGGAACGUAGAUUGGCGAGAGAUCCCGAGUUGCGAAACCAAUACAACCAGUUUAUGGAGGAGUACGUGGACCUAGGGCACAUGCGUAGGGCGCAUGUGGGCCCAGAGAAGCGUUGUUAUUUACCACACCAUCCGGUCAUCAAACAGGCAAGCACAACAACCAAGGUUCGAGUGGUAUUUGAUGCAUCGUGUAAGAGCAGCAGUGGCGUUUCCCUGAACGAUGCACUCCUGGCAGGACCUGUGAUCCAAGACGAGCUACGAGCCCUUAUCAUGCGUUGCCGAAUGAAGCGGAUAAUGAUUGUCGCAGAUGUCGAGAAAAUGUUCCGACAAAUAGGUAUCGAUAGAGCAGACAUGCCACUUCAAAGCAUUCUGUGGAGGAAAGAUUCAUCGGAGAACGUGGAAACGUAUGAACUCACCACCGUUACAUACGGUACAAAACCGGCACCGUUUCUCGCUACCAGAACACUGAAGCAGUUGGCCACAGAUGAGCAGGAAUCAUAUCCAAUGGGAUCCAAGGCAAUCAUGGAAGACGUCUACAUGGAUGACGUUUUGACUGGAACGGAUAACGAAGAAGCGGCUUCGAUACUCUGCGAACAACUUAUCAGCCUAACGAAACGUGGAGGGUUUCGACUAAGAAAGUUCGCAUCCAAUUCGCCAACGGCCUUGCGAUUAGUAGACGAGGAAGACCUUGCGUUGCCGCAUACGACCGAAAUACUAUUGGAUCCAGACCCGGCAGUCAAAACCCUAGGACUUGUGUGGCAACCCCGAACUGACAUCUUGCGAUUCAACUUCACCAUAUUGGAUACCCCGGAAAACGAAAGGCUAACGAAACGAAAAAUUCUGUCGGCAAUAGCAAUGUUAUUCGACCCGCUUGGUAUGGUAGGAGCUGUCACCACAACUGCCAAAAUUUUCAUGCAGAGGCUGUGGAAAUUGAACGAGAAAGGAGAAAGGCUUGGCUGGGAUCAUCCGGUUCCACCUGAAGUUGAACGAGAAUGGCAUAAUUUCCAUCGGCAGCUCCACUUGAUGAACGAGUUGAAGAUACAGCGUUGUGCAAUCAUCCCAAAUUCCGUUAAGAUGGAGCUGCAUUUCUUCUCAGACGCAUCGGAGAAGGCGUAUGGUGCCUGCGCAUACAUUAAAAGCAUCGAUCCACAAGGAAAGAUUUUCGUGCAUCUACUAGCGUCGAAAUCGAAGGUCGCCCCUCUGAAAUGCCAGUCGAUACCCAGGUUGGAGCUGUGCGGAGCACUUUUAUCAGCUGAAUUAUCCGGAAAGGUACGAGAGGCGUUGAAGGUCGAAACGGAGAUGUUUUUCUGGACGGAUUCAACAUGCGUACUGCAGUGGUUGAAGGCGAUUCCUACGACGUGGGCUACGUUCGUUGCAAACCGUAUCCAGGUGAACAAACUUUGGUGGAAUGGUCCCGAAUGGCUCCUGAGAAAUUAUUAUCCGGAACAACCCAGCAGCUUUUACACUGAGGUAGCAGAUUCAGAAGUUCGGCAUGUUGCAGCGAACCUGACAACAAGUCAGACCGAUUUCGGAAUGGAAUACGUUAGCAAAUUCUCGUCGUUCAACAAGCUUAUACGCAGCACCGCAUACUGGAUGCGACUGAUGCGAAUUUUGAGGAAAAACGAAACAAAUCCCAACAGUUUUCUAACGGUGGUGGAGCUUAGAGAUGCCGAAUACGCCGUAAUCCGCCAAAUACAGCAGGAGACGUUUCCCGAAGAAUGGAAGUGCCUAGCCGAAGGGAAGGAUGUUCAUCGAAGUUCACCCCUAAGAUGGUUCGUUCCUCGAAUUUCUUUGGAGAAUUUGAUACGAGUUGGCGGCCGAUUAGGGAAAUCGGAGGCGUCAGAAGAUACCAAACACCCUAUAGUCUUACCAGCGAAACACCCUUUUACAGUUAUGUUGUACGAACACUAUCAUCAGAAGUUGAUGCACGCUGGAUCACAGUUGUUGCUUAGUUCCGUUCGUUUGAAGUAUUGGCCACUUGGAGGUCGGAAUGUUCCCCGACAGAUUGUACACAACUGUAAGCAGUGUUUCCGCUCCAAGCCGAGUCCCAUUCAGCAGUUCAUGGGUGAACUACCUUUAGCACGUGUAACAAGAUCCAGACCGUUUUCCAAGACCGGCGUGGACUACUUUGGACCAGUAUACGUUCGCUUAGCACCAAGACGACCAGCAAUCAAGGCAUACGUAGCAGUUUUCAUCUGUCUUUGCACAAAGGCGGUACACCUCGAGCUAGUCUCAGACCUUUCAACGGACCGUUUCUUACAAGCAUUGCGACGAUUCACUGGGAGAAGAGGACAUUGUUCGGAUAUUUAUUCAGAUAAUGGGACUAACUUCGUUGGAGCUCGCAACUUUCUACGAGAAUUGCUAAAUCUUUUGCGUAAUCGUCAACAUCAGGAGAAGGUGUCCAAGGAGUGUGCAACAAACCAUAUACAAUGGCAUUUCAUCCCUCCAGCAGCUCCUCACUUUGGAGGCCUUUGGGAAGCAGCAGUUCGAUCGGCCAAGAAGCAUCUUCUCAAGGUUCUUGGAGAAAACGCUGUUACCUUCGAAGAUAUGACCACGAUUCUAGUUCAAGUAGAGAACUGUUUGAACUCGAGACCAAUCGCUGCGUUAAGCGAUGACCCAAAUAAUCUUCAACCAUUGACACCCGGGCAUUUCUUAAUUGGUGAGGCGUUUCAACAACUACCAGAAAGAGACUACAGUGAGAUACCGAUGAAUCGACUAAAUCAGAGCCAAGUUCUACAGAAGAAACUUCAGCAUUUCUGGGAUAGAUGGAGUGUUGAGUAUCUUACGCAGCUGCAAGGACGGUAUAAGAGAUGGAAGUCACCGGUUAAAAUAUCUGUUGGGAGACUAGUCAUCAUCAAAGACGAUAAUCUACCACCCUGCCGCUGGAAGAUGGGACGAGUUGAGAAGCUGCAUCCAGGAUCAGACGGUGUUGUGAGAGUAGUAACUCUGAAGACCGCUACAGGACCUUCUACGCGACCAAUUGAGAAACUUUGCAUACUACCAGAAGCGUUUCAGCCUCAAGAAGAUGACCCACGUUCCUACGAAAACCAGACAGAUCAGACCACCCCCUUGUGUUCGUGA